AUGAAGACCCAAUGCUCUAAGGAUCAUCAUGAGUGCUUCGAUAGGCAAGAACGGGCCGGCAAGAUUGUGUCUAAGAAGAGACAGGCUGGGGCUAUCCAGACGAUUCAGGAUUUAUACUAUGCUGGAACCCCACUCUUCGACAAAUCAGUCAUCGCCUGCCUUGAUCAGGAGAUCGCGAGAAGACCCGAACACCUGGGCUUACUCGGGAUGGAUAGAAGCUUGUUGGAGCCACGAAUCGGCUUUCAGUCCAUCCAAAGGAUGAUCAACGGAAUACCUCCUGAUGGCCGAAUGCGCACCUGGGGCGCCCUCAGUUCCUACCGUGUCGCCUAUCACCGCAAACACACAGAUCCAUUCUCCGUUCCAAACUUGUCGGGAACCAAAAUGUUGUGGGGCAUGUACCAACAGCUUUGGAAGGAGAGUCAAGCUUGUUCAUGCCUCAUGGCAAUGCUGGACGAGCUGUCGCUACCCCGUCCAGUAGAAAAGAUCGUAUGCUUCGGUCUCGGCGCUCUCUUGCCAGAUAUAUGUCGGAGGUGUGACGUAUGCCAACAAUACAUUACUUGCAAGCUACACGAAGCUAUCAGGUCGAGACACUGUACGCAACAUGCCGCUGCUCUCAGCAUGGCGCAAGCAUUGAGUCGGACUGGCCGCAAAAUCCCAUGCUACUCGCAGGAGCCAGAGUAUUCCUUAGAAUGCAGAAAGAUCCUAGGAGGCCUCGGUAUCACGGUUCUCGAUGGCCACAAAGGUUUCCUUGAAGUUGACGAUUCAACACUUGUCUUAUCUAUCAGCCCGACCAUUCCUGUCAAGCAGAUCAUCACCGACUUGGCGAGACCAGCAAUGAUAAUCUGGGAUGUCACAGAUGGUGAUGAAAGGAAUUCAGGGAGGUGGCAGUUGCUGACUCAUGGUGAUCGUCAAGUUUGGCGCAGGUAUGUCUGA
Molecule: messenger RNA, 933 nt
Organism: Colletotrichum orchidophilum
Lineage: Eukaryota; Fungi; Ascomycota; Sordariomycetes; Glomerellales; Glomerellaceae
Exons: 2
Coding region: 1-933 (310 amino acids)
Source: RefSeq, a predicted model, not a curated record